Messenger RNA from Pestalotiopsis fici W106-1, 1005 nucleotides. RefSeq lists its product as uncharacterized. The transcript is spliced from 3 exons. Lineage: Eukaryota; Fungi; Ascomycota; Sordariomycetes; Amphisphaeriales; Sporocadaceae. Gene Ontology annotation, molecular function: dioxygenase activity. The record is from RefSeq and is a predicted model, not a curated record. The coding region runs from base 1 to 1005 and encodes 334 amino acids.
AUGGAGAAGGCAGCAGUCAAGAGCGAGGGUCUUGUGAUCCCGCUGAUCGAUUUCUCCAAAUUCCUCAAUGGAAAUCCAGAGCAGCGCAAGGAGACGGCAAAUGCGAUCCUCAAUGGAUUCCAGACUGCAGGAUUUGUCUAUUUGAAGGGACUGCCCUUUACGUCGGAAUAUCGCCAGAGCAUUUUUGACACAUCGGCCAAAUACUUCCGGUUGCCAAUGGAGACCAAAAUGUCGCACUGCUGGACAACAGCGGCAGCAAACCGAGGCUACUCGGCGCCCGGCCGCGAGAAGACGACAAACCUGACCGAUGCCAGCGACGUCGAGAAGCUGCGUCAGGGCAACCCGGACCUCAAGGAGUCGCUCGAGAUUGGUCGCGAGGGCGAGCCGGACCACCCGAAUCAGUGGCCCAAGGAAGAGGGCGAGCUGGUCGACUUCAAGGCCACCAUGACCAAGUUCCACGACGAGUGCAAGGGCCUGCACAUGGAGGUGAUGCGCGCCAUUGCCAUUGGUAUCGGCCUGGACGAGCACUAUUUUGAUGGCUUCACCGACGUUGGCGACAACACCUUGCGCCUCCUCCACUACCCCGAGGUUCGCAAGGACAUUUUUACCAUUAACCCGGGACAGGUUCGUGCCGGCGCCCACAGCGAUUAUGGCAGCAUCACCCUGCUGUUCCAGGACAUGAGGGGAGGUCUCCAGGUCCAGAGCCCCAACGGCACGUUUGUCGACGCAACGCCUAUUGAGAAUACGUGUGUGGUGAAUGCAGGUGAUCUGUUGGCAAGAUGGAGCAAUGAUACCAUUAAGAGCACGAUUCACCGUGUUGUUGAGCCACCCAGUGGAGAUGCUGAUGUGUACCCUGCCCGGUAUAGCAUUGCAUACUUUUGCAAUCCCAACUUCAAGAGCUACAUUGACACGAUUCCCGGAACUUAUGCUGUCGAGACUGACAAGAAGUAUCAGGGCAUCAACAGCGGUGUUUACCUGGAACAAAGGCUGGCGGCCACAUACUGA